Messenger RNA from Myxocyprinus asiaticus (Chinese sucker), 1778 nucleotides. RefSeq names its product neuronal acetylcholine receptor subunit alpha-5-like. The transcript has 8 exons. Gene Ontology annotation, molecular function: acetylcholine-gated monoatomic cation-selective channel activity; transmembrane signaling receptor activity. Gene Ontology annotation, biological process: nervous system process; chemical synaptic transmission; monoatomic ion transmembrane transport. The record is from RefSeq and is a predicted model, not a curated record. NCBI's taxonomy places the organism in Eukaryota, Metazoa, Chordata, Actinopteri, Cypriniformes, Catostomidae. Gene Ontology annotation, cellular component: neuron projection; synapse; postsynaptic membrane. The coding region runs from base 165 to 1772 and encodes 535 amino acids.
AAUGUAUGUUUAAUCUCAACAGACAGGUAGAUAGAGAAAUUAUGUCUUUGUUCAUAUAAAGGUGCAUUCACAUGUGCAUCAUAAAACAUGGUAGUAUUACUAUAGAUUUGUACAUAUUAUGGGAUGCAUGUGAGUGAAUAUGUAUUUAUGGUCAUUCAUGUAAGAUGCAAAAGAUGCAACGUGCAGUUGCAUUUGCAUUGUUUUCACUGCAUACAUGUUUCGCAUUUAAUUGUCAAUGUGCUUGCAAGUGUUCAAUAAUAGAUCUGACUAUAUUUGUGCAUAAUAAGGUGCAGGCUUGCAUCUGGCUGCUUGCAAGACUUCUGUGUGUCUUUGCUACUUCUGAUGGUAUCAUGCUAACAGCUCACAGCCCAGUCACCUCUCUCCUGCUGCUAGCCUGCUGUUCUGUCCUCUGCUCCUCUGUAGGGCCUCCUGUGCUGUCUUCCUAUGCCAAGACAGAGGACAAGCUUUUUAAAUAUCUCUUCAGCAACUACCAGAAAUGGGUGAGACCAGUGGAGGAUCUGAACGGAACAGUGCAGGUGAAAUUUGGACUGGCUAUUUCUCAGCUGGUUGAUGUGGAUGAGAAGAACCAGCUGAUGACCACCAAUGUGUGGAUGAAACAGGAGUGGAAAGACAUGAAGCUCCAGUGGAAUCCAGUUCAUUAUUUGGGCAUCACCUCCAUCAGAGUCCCCUCAGACUCCAUCUGGAUUCCUGACAUUGUGCUCUAUGACAACGCAGAUGGUAAUUUUGAGGCCACGGUGACAAAAGCAGUGGUGAGGUAUGAUGGCACGAUCUCCUGGACUCCUCCUGCAAACUAUAAAUCAGCCUGUACCAUCGAUGUAACUUUCUUCCCAUUUGACCUUCAGAACUGCUCCAUGAAGUUUGGCUCCUGGACCUAUGAUGGUUCCCACGUGGAUAUUCUCCUUGAGGACAUGCAAGUAGAUAAACAUGACUAUUUUGACAACGGCGAGUGGGAGAUUGUAAAGGCCACUGGCAGCAGAGGCUUGAGAACCGAUGGGACUUUUUUCUAUCCCUCCAUCACCUACUCCUUUAUCAUUCGCCGUCUUCCUCUCUUCUACACACUCUUCUUCAUCAUCCCCUGCAUUGGUCUAUCUUUCCUGACUGUGCUGGUGUUUUAUCUUCCAUCAAAUGGAGGGGAAAAGAUCUGCCUCUGUACGUCUGUCCUCGUCUCUCUUACAGUCUUCCUUCUGGUGAUAAAAGAGAUAAUUCCUUCUUCCUCAAAGGUGAUUCCUCUCAUUGGAGAGUAUUUGGUCUUCACCAUGAUCUUUGUGACACUUUCAAUUGUCAUCACUGUCUUUGCCAUCAACAUCCACCAUUGUUCCUCAUCUAUGCAUCACAGCAUGGGACCGUGGGUACGCCGCAUCUUUCUGCACCACCUGCCUAAAUUUCUCUGCAUGCACAGCCAUGUGGAUCGCUAUGCCACCACUGUGGGGAGCCAGAAAACAGACAGGAUCAGCAGAGCAGGGCUGGGUUAUGGAAAGAGUUUGGGCCAGGAUAACACUCCUCUGCUCAAUGCAGAAAAUAGUCUACAGGCAGCUUUGGAAUCUAUACAUUAUAUCACUCAUCAUGUUGUGAAGGAAAAUGAAGUCAGAGAGGUGGUACAGGACUGGAAGUUUGUGGCCCAGGUUCUGGACCGGGUUUUCCUGUGGGCAUUCCUCUUGGUAUCAGUGCUCGGUUCUGCUCUACUUUUCAUUCCGGUCAUCUAUAAAUGGGCCAAUAUCAUUGUUCCCAACUAUGCUGGAAGUACCAGCUAAAACACC